AGUUGUCCCUCACAUCUAGUGAGAUUUGUGGCGUUUUGCUGUUUGUGGUGCUAUAAGUCCUUCAUAUAUCAUCUACUUGCAGUCCUCAGGGUUGUGAGCCUUCUUCUUUCCAACAAUUAUUAUACAAUCUCUGCUUCUUCUUUCAGUAGGGGCUCGCCAAUCGAAGGACAAGUCUUUCCCUUUUCGGGGGUCCUCCUUUUCUUCCACUUCUGCAAUUUUCUCAUUUGUCUUUCCAUGUUCCAUCACCUCAACAACAUAAACAUAUCUUCCCAAAAUAUUUAUGCUCUCAUUCACUUACUGCUCCUCAUUUCAUCCCAUUCAUUUCCUCCAUUCCCUCACUUACUACAUUCUCUUCCUCAAUACCCCUCUCAUUCCUCACAAAAGUUUCACACUAAAAUGGGCUUCGAUCAUCAUCUCAUUUGUGGUCAAAGACUUGGCUUCCUUUGCAUUUGUCUUCUGUUUCUCAUUGUUUCAAGCUGGAUCCAUAAGGGGUUCCUUAUUGAAGACAAUAAGUGAGGAUAAAGCUAUAAUGAGGCCAAGAAUAGGGUCAAGGCCACCAAAAUGUGAGAGAAGGUGCAGAUCAUGUGAGCACUGUGAGGCAAUCCAGGUGCCUACAAAUCCCCAGGCGCAGAACGGAAAGAAAAACUCUUGGAAGUUUUCUUCGGUUGCAUAUGCCAGGCUUGGUGGCAGUUCCAACUACAAGCCCAUGAGUUGGAAAUGUAAAUGUGGGAACCUCAUUUUCAACCCCUGAAUCCCAUUAGUUCUUUCGUAUAUCAAGGAUAUCAAGUUCUCAAUUCUGUACAUGAUUAUACACUCUCAAGUCAUUCUUUUUUUCAGUUUUUACCUUUUAGCUUUCAUCUAAUUUACUUUGUAAAUUAUUUCAUAGCCCCGGAUGCUCUCUCCUUUAUAUAACUUUAUUCGUUCCAACAUUUUAGAGCGUGUGAUUUACUCUGAAUUAUUUCAAACAUUCUGUUAUUACAAGAACAAAUAGAUAUUAAUG
Molecule: messenger RNA, 1000 nt
Organism: Vigna unguiculata (cowpea)
Lineage: Eukaryota; Viridiplantae; Streptophyta; Magnoliopsida; Fabales; Fabaceae
Product: EPIDERMAL PATTERNING FACTOR-like protein
Biological process (GO): guard cell differentiation; stomatal complex development
Source: RefSeq, a predicted model, not a curated record